CUAAAUAAUUGUUCAGAUGUUACAUUUCACCUUUGUGCUCACGAAUGACGUGAGCCCUCAGGUCUGCCCCACCUCUCGUUUAGGCUACAGUAGGAGCCCCUGCGAGGGUAGACGUUCGACAUGGAGCCAGCUGGCAAUCAUGCUUGGAUUGUAGAUAGCCACAGAGCAGAACUCAUUCAGAAGGUUACCCUGGUGAUGCCUCUGGCUGACAGGCUGCAGUCACAGGGCAUGCUCCAUCCAGAGGCCUACUCAGAGAUCCACGCAGCCAAGACCAGCCAGGAGAAAAUGAGGGAGCUCUACAAAGUCCUGGACUCAGGAGGAGACAGAGUUAAAUCCGCCUUUUACUGUGUACUGAGAGACACCCAUCCCUAUAUGCUUGAAGACCUGGAGGGCCAGGCAAACAGGAACAGAAGGAAGCGUUUGCCCAGCCCUCCUCCUGCCCCCAAGGGGAAGAGAGGCAAGCACUCAGGCGAGGAGAGGAGAAGAGAGCAGACAGAUCCCCCAGAAUGGGCCACAGGACAGAGUCCCCUCUCUGCUGCUCCGGCUGUCAACAUCUCCGCUCAUGCAAGCCAUGUUUCAGCUCCAGUGAUGUCACAUAUGAGGGUUGGUGGGAGCGUCAGUGUGUCCAGCUACUUCUAUGGACUUGGAUCCCCAGGGCCACUAUCACAACAGAACCUCGAUCUGAGUGCCAUCAUCCUCAUGUACAGAGACUCAGUGUGCCCCAACUAUGAGACGGUGGAGGAGUAUAACUCCCUUCCUGGAGAGGAGGUGCUGCUGGAGGAGCGCUUCACGGAGCCCCACAUCGUCCAGAAGCACCGGGAGCAGAGCGAGAGGGAGAAGGAGGUGCGCAGCAGGGGGGAGACGUCCUUCGGCACCAGAGCCAGCCAGACGUACCGCUCCACCAGCAUAGAGCAGCUCUUCUGCCCCUUUGACCGCGGACGCGCCCCCAAAGCUGUCAUCCUGCAGGGGCACUCUGGCCACGGCAAAUCCUUCGCCGCCCAGAAGAUCAUGUACGACUGGGCGUGCGGCCGGCUCUACAGAGAACACUUUGACUUGGUGUUCCACCUCAGGUGUAAAGAGCUGAACCUGCUGACGGGAGAGAUGAGUAUGGUGGAGCUCCUGAGCCGCAGCUACAGGUUCACCCCCAUGAUCACGCAGGUGCUGCACCACCACCCCCACAGGGUGCUCUUCCUCAUAGACGGCUUCGACGAGCUCAGCUUGUCGCUGGACGGGGCGCACACGUUACCCCGCAGUGACCUGCUCAGCCCCGCCCCACUGGAGGACAACAUCAGCGCUCUGCUGAUGGGCAGGAUCCUGUCCGAGUCCUCCCUGCUGGUCACCACCAGGUCCACUGCUUCAGACAGACUGAGCAAGCUGCUCAAACGUCCACAGCGCUUCGCCGAGAUCCUGGGCUUCUCCGAGAGAGGAGUUAGGGAGUACUUCCAGCGUUUCUUUAAGGAGGAGGCAUUGUCUAAGAAGGCAUAUGAGUGUGUGAGGACCAAUGAGACCCUCUUCACUGCCUGCUUCAGCCCAGUCAUCUGCUGGAUCAUCUGCACAGUUUUCAGGGAGCAGUUUGAAGAAGGUGUGUUCAUGACCAAGGGGCUCGACACAAACACGUCCAUAUUUGUGUACUUUGUUUACACUCUGCUGGAGCAUCACUGCCAGAGCAUGGGUCAGCCUGGGAUAACUGUGAGGUUGCUGAGGAGCCUGGGUGAGCUUGCCGAGAGGGGGAUGCUGAAGCAGCAGGUCCUGUUUGAUGAGAAGAGCAUGUCCGUGGCCGUCUCUGACCCCGUCACUGGGCCCUUCCUCUGCAAGUUCCUGCUGAAGAAGAAAACCAUCCUGCAGACCAUGUUCAGCUUCAUGCACCUGAGCUUCCAGGAGUUCUUCACGGCACUCCACUACACCGUCACCCAGGAGGAGGAGACACACAGGAAGCUCGACCUUAUACUAGACUCCAUCCAUCAAGGUGUGAUAGUGAACCAGUCCCUCCUCACAGAGCCAUACAGCUACAACAGACACCUACUUCCUGUCCUUCAGUUUCUACUAGGCCUGGCCAACAGGAACAUUGAAAGCCCUCCUCUGGACAUGUACCCGUUACGUGUGUCUCCAGGCAUUCAGCACAAGCUGAAGGAGUGGAUUCUUAGAAUCAUUCAGGACAUGGUGGUCUCAAAGCAAGGCAGUCCCUCAGGGAAGAACCCAUGGGAGGAUGAUCUAAAGCUCUUCAUCCUGCACUGCCUGCACGAGCUGAAUGAAGACAGCUUUGUGGCCAGAGCCCUGGAGCUGUGGGAGAGUGUUGAGUUUACUGGCGUUCUCCUGAAGAGGGCCGACUGCUGGGUGCUACGCUACUGCCUGCUCUGCAGCCCGCGUGUCAGGGCCCUGCACCUCACAGACUGCAAUAUCACGCCAGAGACUCUGAGGAUGCUGCAGCCUGCACUGACCAGGGCCGAGGAGCUACGGUUGCAGGUAGUGCAGCUGUCAGACUCUGAUGUUGAUGAUUUGGUGCUCAGCCUUGGGGAGGAGAAACAUCUGACUAAACUAAGUGUAGUGGAGAGUCACCUGUCAGAGGAGAGUGUGCAGCAGGUCCUCAGUGCUCUCACCAGGCAGAAGUCUGUGGGUGCAGUUUCCCUCUCAGUGAAGACCAUCACCUCCCGCACUGCUGAAACUCUUCUACACUUCGUCCAAAACACACAAAUCACAGAGCUCAGUGUUGAGAUGCCUGAGUUGACCUCUGAUGACAAGGAGAACAUUUGCUCAUUCCUGUCUUUUGGAAAAGUUGACAGCAGCUUCAAGCUUACUGCGGCACACCAUCCUUCCUCUGCCCAUCCCUCCAACCCCCAAGCAGCUCUCUCCAACCCCCAGGAGGAGGCUGCUCUCUCCAGCCCCCAGGAGGAGGCAGCUCUCUCUAACCCCCAGGCAGCGGCAUCUCUCUCCAGCAUGAGCCUCACGCUGCCCCUCUCCUCUCAGCUCCAGCCCACUGACUGCACAGCCUUCCUCCACGCGCUGCACUCUGUCAGGGAGCGGGAUCAGCGCCACCCGUCUGGUGCAGACUCAGAGGAGCACCUGUCUCCCCUGGUGUCCUGCGUGGGCUCCUUGGCUGGUCUGAAGAAGGUGGAACUGGUUGUCGGCUGUCUGACCGUGAGCUGGGCCAACAGGAUCCUCUCCCUAAUGCAAGGCUGUCCCAGCCUGGAAGAGCUGCGGUUGAUAACUGGUCAGCGUAUUGGACAGAAUUUACCUGGAGAUGGUUUAUUACAUGAGGAAGGCCUCCAGUUGCUCCAGUUUUCACAGAAGUCUCCUGAUUGUGCUUUGAUACUUGUGGGGAGGAUGCAGAGUAGCCCCAGUGACUGUUGCACCAGUGGACAGCAGUGGGAGCAGAGCUGCAACCGGCCCGUGAUCAUCCAGAUUAAGGGUCAGACACGCUUGGAGAAGUCACGUACGCCCAUACACCAGCCGUCUACCUCCUGAGGCCCUGGCUCACAGAGGAGCUGUUCCCCGGCACCUCGGUCGCCUUUGCUGACAAUCGCUGGCUUUGCUGGCUUUGAUGAGCUUUACUAACAUUCCACACGCACAGGUACAGUAUGCUAGCUGGCAUCCGUUACCUUUACAAUACUGGGAACAGGUGGUCUCUUGUCACUACUGUCUAUUUUAUUUACUGCAAUAAAGUGAGAUCAAGCUCA
Sardina pilchardus (European sardine) is the source of this 3674-nucleotide messenger RNA. RefSeq names its product NACHT, LRR and PYD domains-containing protein 1 homolog. The record is from RefSeq and is a predicted model, not a curated record. Gene Ontology annotation, cellular component: cytoplasm. Gene Ontology annotation, biological process: innate immune response; regulation of apoptotic process; inflammatory response. The transcript is spliced from 13 exons. Bases 121 to 3462 code for a protein of 1113 amino acids. Lineage: Eukaryota; Metazoa; Chordata; Actinopteri; Clupeiformes; Clupeidae.